Molecule: messenger RNA, 3991 nt
Organism: Xenopus laevis (African clawed frog)
Lineage: Eukaryota; Metazoa; Chordata; Amphibia; Anura; Pipidae
Product: tribbles homolog 2
Exons: 3
Coding region: 1035-2066 (343 amino acids)
Source: RefSeq, a predicted model, not a curated record
GCUGAGUAGAGCGCGGAGAGGUCGGGCUGUAGUGUGGCUGUGCGUGUGACACUGAGCGGCAGCAGCAACACUACAGACUCGCACACUCACACGCACAACGAGAAGCCACGUAAGUUCAGCACCGCGGGAGAUGAUCAUGUCUUGCUGAAAGGGGACCGGCCCCGGCAGCCACCCCUUCUUUUCUUUUAACGUCUCUCCCUGUUACCUCUGCACCGAUCUGACGCUACAAGCUUCUCUUCUCUUGUUCCCGUCGCCGAAGGAAACGCUGUGGAUCUGUAUUCCAUUCAUCUCUGUCCAAGGGAAAGCUGCGUCUGUUUAGUCGCGCUCAUUCAUCUGCCGCCUUGUCCUUGCCUGAACUUUGUCUCUGUGUGCGACUGUCGCUGAUCUCAGGCACAUUCACCCCCUAACCAGUGAACUGUCCAUACACAAGCAUUACUGCUGCUCUCCCCUGUAACUCUGCUCAGCGACCCCUCCCGACCCCACCAAGAAACCGGGACUAUAGAAAUCCCUACAGAUCGCUGUGUGUUUCAGAGAGAAGCUCCAGACGCCAUCUACAGUUUAACCAGGGUUUGUUAUUGUUACAGCACAAUUUACCCCCCACAUUCCCUUUUCUAAACUAAGUGGCUUAGCUUGACCCCCCCCCCUCAUUACUCCCCAAAGAAUAAUAUUUUUCAUACCAGACCGAAUAUUUUUGGAAUACAGAAAGGAAAGGAAACCCUGCCUCUAUUUUUCAAGUUGAUACUUUGUUUCUUUUUUGCACACAAGCUUGGAGCGUGUGGUGACCCGGUUUCGUCGCUCUAGAACCGCUGUGUUCUAGAUCAUAGCACCUACUGUGGGUUGUGACUGCUCCUACACCGACCUCUGCCUUAUCCCUGUCUUUCUGCCUGAGCUUCCUCUGGAACCCCGACCCCCUCGUUUAUUCUUCCACUGCAUUUGCACAAUUACACACUCUCCUCUGUGUGUGUGAAGAUCCAUCGCUGACCAGCUCCAAGCACAACCUUGAGCGGAGGUUUUUUGGUGGGUCCCUUAUACCCAUGAACAUACAAAGGUCGAACCCCAUUACAAUCGCAAGGUAUGGGAGAUCGAGGAAUAAAAACCAGGAUUUCGAAGAGCUAUCGUCCAUAAGGUCCACAGAGCCCAGUCAGAGCUUCAGCCCAAACCUUGGCUCUCCAAGUCCCCCAGAGACUCCGAACUCGUCGCAUUGCGUUUCCUGCAUUGGGAAAUACUUAUUGUUGGAGCCUCUGGAGGGAAACCACGUUUUCCGAGCCCUUCAUCUGCACAGCGGAGAGGAGUUUCUGUGCAAGGUUUUCGAUAUUCGCUGCUACCAGGAGACGCUGGCACCUUGUUUUUGCCUACCUAUCCACCACAACAUUAACCAAAUAGCCGAAAUCAUCCUCGGAGAGAUUAAAGCUUAUGUGUUCUUCGAGCGCAGCCAUGGGGAUAUGCAUUCUUUUGUCCGUACCUGCAAAAAGCUGAAAGAGGAGGAAGCUGCCAGACUGUUUUAUCAGAUUGUAUCGGCUGUAGCUCAUUGCCACGAUGGCGGGGUCGUGCUGAGGGAUCUUAAGCUAAGGAAAUUUGUCUUUAACGAUGGAGAAAGGACGAAGGUGAAACUGGAAAGCUUGGAAGAUGCUUACGUCUUAGCUGGUAGCGAUGAUUCCCUUUCUGACAAACAUGGAUGCCCCGCAUAUGUAAGCCCAGAAAUCCUAAACACAAAUGGCAGCUACUCUGGCAAAGCUGCAGACGUAUGGAGUCUAGGAGUUAUGCUUUACACCAUGUUGGUUGGACGUUACCCAUUUCAUGACAUUGAGCCUAGUUCACUGUUCAGCAAAAUCCGUCGAGGGCAGUUUAACAUUCCAGAGACAUUAUCCCCCAAGGCAAAAUGUCUUAUACGUAGCAUUCUUCGCCGGGAGCCUUCAGAAAGGCUCACCUCCCAAGAAAUUUUGGACCAUCCUUGGUUUUCAACAGAUUUCAAUGCAUUGAAUUCAGGAUGUGGUGCUAAGGAAGUGUCCGAUCAACUGGUGCCUGAUGUCAAUAUGGAUGAGGAUACGGACCCUUUUUUUAACUGAGCACAAAACUGGUUUCUUUUUGGUACUUGAGCUGAACAUGGCCACAUGAAGGAGUCCUUCCUGACCGUAUUAUUCAAAAUCAGUCUUAGCCUGGUAACAUAUUUAAAAAAAACAAAAAAAAAAAUAAUCGCUCUGGGCUCCUUGGUUUUGAGAAGAAGUCUGAAAGGAACUGCCUGUUCACAUGUAGCAUUAAAGCUGCUAUAAAUUUAGUUUAUGGACAACCAUCAACGUGGAUCAUCUGUAGCUUCUCACCGCUUGGAGCCAAGGAGACUGCACAUAACCAAUCGUGGUGCAGCUUUGUCAUUCCUGUUAAUAAAAAUAAAAAAACAAUGUCAAUGUUUUGCCACGCACACCUUGGCAUCGCACUGUUACGAUAUUUUAGUCCGCCAUUGUUCAGGGAAGGUACAAUUGGCUUUUUAAAACAACAAAUACAAUUCUAAUGGUUCAAGGGAUACAUUUAAAGACAAGUGAGAUGCACUGACCGGAAAGAAAAAAAAAAAAGUGGGUGCUAAAGCAAGUCUAUAUUUUAUUUUUUAAAUAGCAAUUUUUCAACUUAAUUCGUUUUAAUUUCUCAAUGCUUCAUAUUCCUUUCAGGAAAUGGCAUUUUCAAGCUAUUGUUCCCUAAAGGGGACGUAACUCGUUUAACAAGCUGUUCUGUUUUCUGUUAAACGGUUGGCUUCAGGAAGCGAUAAUAAUUCGAACUUCCAGAUGGGCUACAGCUACGCUUAUGGAGAGAGACAAAAAAAAAAAUAUAUAUAUAUAUUACCAUUGGAAAAACAAACAGGGUUUGGAUGAACUGACUCUCACAAAUUGCCAUCUUGCACUUACAGCCAGUAGGGUGUUCUACAUAGAAAGCUGCAUUCAUAUUUUAAACAAUGGUUUCCAAAUUCUCUCCCGACUUCCUUUGUUGCAUUACUCACAGACAUGUUAUUAAGGGAGAAUUUUUUUUUUUUUUUUUUUUAAUCAUUAUUUUUUUUUCUUUCUUACCAUGUCAAAGGAAUGUGUUUAUAAGCUGACAACUAUUCAUAAAUUAUUUGACCCCCCCCCUCCUUCCAUCCUACGACAUCGCAUUAAAAUGUACCUUUUUAUAUAGUCGAGAAUACUAUCUAUUUAUUAUUUUUGAAGGAAAAUGUCACAGUAGUGAUGUAUUAAGCCAGUACUUCAAUUACGGGUUGACUUAAAAAUGACAUGUAACAUGCUGUACUUACCACUUUCUUAAUUUCCUGUGUGUAUCCUGGCACUUAACGUCCCUAGUUUAUUUUUUAUUUUAUUUAAGCUUGUUUUAAGUUAAACCGACAGCCCCUCCAACCCCUCACCACAACUAUACGCUCUAUAGUAAAAUAUCAGGCUAAAUAUUUGUGUUUCCAGUACCUCAGUUGUUCUGAUUAUACUGCUCGUAUGCGUUUUGUGAAUUGGUCCCGUUCUUGGGUAGGUACAUGUAGACUUCGUAAGUAUAUCAAUGUUACUUGAAUUUGUGCAUAAUUAUAGUAUGUGGCAUGUGCGUACCGCUAUUUGGCAUUUUUAAAUUGAAAGUUUGCCUGCCCUGUGGGAAAGUUUAAUUUUUUUAAGGAUGAUUUUUUUUUUUUUUUCUGAAAAAGACAAAGCUGCAGCUAACAGUGGUUUUAAUUUUGGUAACUAAAAGGAGUGUUUGAUUUUACACUCAAAAGAUGGUGCUGAGUCAAGAAGGAAUUUUUUUUCAAUUAAGUUUUAUCCCUUCCCCCCCCCCACCAAUUUGUUGUUUUUUGCUGCCCACCUUUUAUUUUUUUUAAUUAUCUCCCCCUCCCCCUUCAAGUACCUUGUAAGAGGAGCGACUGGUGAUUACAUGCAUGGUGGCCUAUUACUGCCUCUGGUGCUUUGAAUGUUAUGUAUUUGGUUUAAUGUUUUUGUCCAAAUCUCUCCAAUAAAAUUGUGCAUAUUUAACUACA